AAAAGUACAAAGUAUUGUACUCAACAAACAACGUGCAGUGGACAACAUAUCAGGAAAUGUCUGGUGACAAAGAGUUCAUCGGUAACUCUGACAGAUCAACAGUGGUUACUAAUGCAAUAUCCAACCCAUUCAGAGCCAGGUUUGUCCGUGUACUUCCAACAGAGUACGAACGAUGGAAGAUGCUAAGAGUGGAUUUCAAAGGACUUCCAUUGGGUUGUACCUCAUCGCUUGGUCUUGAGAAUUCACAGAUACCAGACUCACAGAUUACGUCAUCUUCUUUCUGGACUAGUAAUGGUGUUCAAUAUACUGCACGUCUUGGUCGUCUGUAUGGCAGUUCGUCAUGGUGUAGCCCAAAACGAAACCCGACCGAACACAUACAGGUUGACCUUGGACAGGUCAAGACAGUGACAGGUAUUGCAACACAAGGUAGUAUACCUGUUAAAGUGUGGGUGACGUCAUACAAAGUUAGCUACAGCUUUGAUAACAGAUAUUGGAAUGAGUACAAAGAAGGACAGGUUGUCGAGAAUUUAGAAGGAAACAGCGAUAGCAAUGGCGUCAGAGUCAACUGGUUUAGGAAUCCAAUAGCAGUACGUUAUAUCAGAAUUAUUCCUCAGACCCACAACUCAGGGGGCGGUCAUUGUCUACGAUUUGAUGUCUAUGGAUGUGAUAUCUUCGUUGCCCCAAAAGUGGUUUUAGAUACUGUUGACUUCAUCCUUCCAAGCAUCAAAGGAAGUUCCAUUACAUUAACCUGUAGUGUACUUGGUGAACCAGCCCCUGACAUACAGUGGUUUAACAAUGGAACAAAGAUCAACGGUGCAACACAAUCAACACUACAAGUACAGUUUAUCUCAGCUGAAGAUGUGGUGUCCAAGUACAACUGUACAAGACAAGAUCCCAACACACGAGCUGUGGUCUGUAACACGUUCUACACGUGUAAGGCAACGUAUCCAAACUACGUGCCAAGUGGAGGAAUGAAUGAGGCAUCGGGGAAAGUGACGGUGAACCUGAAUGUUCCGAAGCCGCCAACUUUCUGCGGCACUGCAAGCGAGAGAUCCAUAAYACUUAGAUGGAUCGCACCUACACCAACUGAUGACGYAGGCCAGAUCAMGUGGUAUGGCAUUAAAUUGAARAAUCAGUCWUCRAAUCCCMUYAUCUAUGUUCGAGGCACAUCAUCUUCUUAUAACUUGGCAUAUCUCAAGCCUUACACAAACUACUCUGUGGAAAUGAGGGCGAUAAGCGUCGUUGGCUAUGGGUUAUGGAGCAGAUUGCAAAUUAUAAGGACAUCAAUCACCAAACCUUACAACCCUACUCAUGUACAAGCUGAGAAACAAACGAAGACUUCUAUUAAAGUAAGAUGGAAAAGUUCAUUGCCAAUAUCACUGGUUGUUAAAGAGUAUAUGAUUGAAGUAAAAGGUUCUAAACCAUACUGGCCAAAGUACUCAUUUUCAAAGACUUACAYGCAGAAUGGAGCACUAACUAACAUGGUAAUCGACAGUCUUGUUCCUGGUACAAGCUAUGAGUUCUGGGUAACUGCGYUAACAGUAUGUGGAAAGAGUCAAAAGAGCGAAUCAAGCAAAAAAGACACAGACAUUGACAAUCCUGUCAAGCCUACAGGGAAUUCUAUAACUCUAAAGAACAAAUUUGACGUUCCGUUAUGGUCAGUUGAUCCUGUCAAUGGACCAAUCAGUUCAUAUCAAGUUAUCGUAAUCAAAGGGAACAAAGAUGUCAGUGACUUACCAACAAAUAUCAGUGACUACAAAGAUGCACAAGAGUUUUAYGUCACAKCAGAACUGAAACCAAACGAGAUCAAGUCUUCUUUUCCUGUUGGUGACAAUAAAAUAUAUGGACAAUAUAARAAUGUACCACUAGACAAARGAAAAACAUAUACUAUUGCAGAGAGAGCGAUUACUGAACACGAAGGAAAAAUUUACGCGGGCCAAGCUGCAGUAGUAGCGAGAAUUGAAGUGACUCAAG
Actinia tenebrosa (Australian red waratah sea anemone) is the source of this 1974-nucleotide messenger RNA. RefSeq lists its product as uncharacterized. Lineage: Eukaryota; Metazoa; Cnidaria; Anthozoa; Actiniaria; Actiniidae. Gene Ontology annotation, molecular function: protein binding. The record is from RefSeq and is a predicted model, not a curated record.